AUUUAGCAACAACUGGUGCUCUAAUAUUUGCAGAAAGAUAUGAAGGAGAAGCUAAUCAAUACGAUGUAAAUUCAAUGUAUAUAUUUGAAAUGAUAAAAAAAGAUGCAUCAUGGCCAAUUGCACCAGCAACAAUAGAAGGAAAUCCUCCAAAGAAAAGUCUUCAAUGUACGAGAUAUUUACAUUAUAAUCCACAUGGAAUUUACACACAUUAUGAUUUAGAAUGUGCGCGAAAAAAUGGAUUGAAAGUAACAUUAAUGAAUAUAUCACCAAAUGCGCUUAUUUAUGAAAGAAAUGUACGUAUAACAGGAAAAGACAUGUUUGGUGAAUGGGGUAAUAUAUUAUACAAAAUUAAAAAAGAAGGUGGAAUAGAAGGAAAAGUUAGUAAAGCAUUAUUAGUUUCAUUAUGGGGUGCAUUAUGUGAGCAAAGAAAUGGACAAAAUUAUGGUUUACAUCCACGAAUAAAACCAUUCUUAUUAGCAUCUGCACGAAAAAGAAUAUCAGAAAUUGUGAAGCCACUAGGAGAUCAAGUAAAACGUAUACAUACAGAUGGCUUUAUUAUAGCUGGAAAAGUAGAACUUAAAACAGGAAUAGAAAUGGGUGAGCUGAAAUUUGAGAAAAAUGGAGUUUGUGUAGUAAAAAAUUGUAUAUCAAUUACAUGGAAACUGUCAUAUCCAGAAAUUCCAAAUUUGAUUAUUUUCAAAGAAAAUGAGCUUCAUUCUACAAAUAGUUUACCAGAUUUUGAGAAAAUACAACAAGAUAAAAAGCAGAAUACAAUAUUAGAUACAGAGUAUCCUGCUUCACAGACAGCAAAAAGGAAACUAUCAAAAAAGUCUGAUAUAAAUCUUCCGAAUGAAAUUAUAAUAGAAAUAUUUCAACAUUUAUGA
Messenger RNA from Cetraspora pellucida, 884 nucleotides. The record is from the annotation of a GenBank genome assembly. Lineage: Eukaryota; Fungi; Glomeromycota; Glomeromycetes; Diversisporales; Gigasporaceae.